Molecule: messenger RNA, 933 nt
Organism: Suillus plorans
Lineage: Eukaryota; Fungi; Basidiomycota; Agaricomycetes; Boletales; Suillaceae
Product: ribonuclease T2
Exons: 6
Coding region: 1-933 (310 amino acids)
Biological process (GO): RNA catabolic process
Cellular component (GO): extracellular region
Molecular function (GO): RNA binding; ribonuclease T2 activity
Source: RefSeq, a predicted model, not a curated record
AUGUUCAAGCUGUCCCUUAUUAGUCUCGCAACCUCGGUCUCCAUAGGUCACGCUGAAUUCCUUCAUCCGUCACGGUCGACUCAGAAUUUGUUCACCACGUACCCGAACAUCGAUGCAUGUGUCGGCCUCCCAGUGCAAUAUUCUUGCGAGAACACAACGAUCUUAACGAAUUCAUGCUGCAAUGUCGUACAAGGCGGACUCGUGCUACAGACACAGUAUUGGAAUACCUAUACUGGUCUCGAGUCCCAGGGACAGCUGCUUCCACAGGGCAGUUGGGGCAUUCACGGCCUAUGGCCGGAUAACUGCGACAGCUCGUACGACCAGUACUGUGAUCUUAGCAGGCAGUAUGACCCUGCACCGUCACCGUCAACCUUGCCUGAUGGGACAGUUGUUCCUCCUUACCAAGGACCGAGCGUCAGAACAUUCAUCCAGGAUUUCGGUCGUUAUGACUUGCUGAAGUACAUGGAUACCUAUUGGGUCAACCAGGGCGCGCCUAAUGAGGACUUUUGGGCUCACGAGUUCUCAAAGCACGCUACUUGCACAUCUACGUUCGACGUUGCCUGUUACGAACCUGGAUACCAAGAACACAAGGAAGUCGUGAACUUCUAUGAGACAGUUACAAAGGUCUUCCAGAUGUAUCCUACUUACAAUAUACUCGCUGCUACCGGAAUUGUUCCUUCCAAUACAACAACAUAUACCCUCUCGCAGAUCACGAAUGCCCUUUACUCCCAAACUGGCGCUGUUCCAUAUCUUGGCUGUUUUGGCUCCUCUGGCACUAUUUUGGACGAGGUCUGGUAUUUCCACCAUGUCUUGGGCACGGAGCAAUAUGGUCAUUUCAAAACCCUCAACUCCACUACUCCGUCGAGCUGCGCAGAGACCGGAAUCUGGUAUUAUGAGCGGACUCCGACAUCCGAGCGUGUUGUUUCUUACUAG